GAAUGUACAGCAUCUUGUGUACUUUUUUUUACGUAGCAAAACAACUAUGCUAAAAGUCACGAAACAUUGACCAGAUGGACGUUUAUCCAGAAAUUUUGCGAGGAAGAGGAAGUAGCGUGAUUAAAACCGAGAAAUUGGCUCCCGCCCCAUUGGGUGAUACGCCUUCAUUCUUCAGGACACCCAUAAGUAAACUCCCUUUCUGGAGCCCCGCCAAUACCAUUUAGAAAACAUUUGACAGCGUCUUAUUUGAGCAGGCGGAAACAGACAUCCGUUGUCGAGGUCCCUCUUUGGAGCCGUUUGUCCUUCUCCGCUGCCUCACCCACCCGACAGGAAUGUGGCUCCACACCUGAGCGGAGGCCAAAAGAGUAACAGGCUACAUCGACACUUGGAGGCUGCUGGUGUCGCCAUGGACUGUUGCCUGGCACUUUGCCUGAGCCCCGAAGAGGCCGAGAGGCGCAGGAUCAACUUGGCCAUUGAGAGGCAACUGGAACAUGACAAGAAACAGAACCAACGGUCCAUCAAACUCCUCUUUCUGGGGACAGCGGAGAGCGGCAAGAGCACUUUUCUCAAGCAGAUCCGUAUCCUCCAUGGCAACGGCUACACAGAAACCCAACGGAUGACCUUCAUUCGCUUGGUGUGCCAGAACAUUAUCACUGCCAUCCAGCACCUCAUCGAAGCCAUGAAGGUCCUCCGCGUGGACUUUGAGGACGCCAGAAAUCUUGACCUGGCGGAGCGCCUGAGCCAAGUGGAGUCCGAAAGGGUGGAAAGGUUGGAGGGGUGGCAGGUGAAGGCCGUCAAGAUGUUGUGGAGCGAUCGCGGCCUUCAGCGUUGCUACGAACGAAGACGCGAAUUCCAGUUGUCCGAUUCGGCAAAAUAUUACUUCAGCGACAUCGACCGAAUCACCGCCCCGGGUUACAUCCCUAAUUUGCAGGAUAUCUUGAGAGUCCGCGUCCCCACCACUGGCAUAAUUGAGUACCCGUUUAGUGUAAAGGAUGUUGUCUUCAGGAUGGUGGAUGUGGGCGGUCAGCGUGCUGAAAGGAGGAAGUGGAUCCACUGCAUGGACAAUGUCAUGUCCAUCAUCUUCCUGGCCGCCCUCAACGAGUACGACAGCGUCAUGCUUGAGAACCCCAUGAAAAAUCGGUUGGAAGAGAGCCUGGCUUUGUUUGAGAUCAUCGUCAAGUACCCGUGGUUUAAGAAGACCUCAUUCAUCCUUUUCCUGAACAAGAAAGACCUUCUGGAGGAGAAAGUCCUGUAUUCGGACGUGGCCACCUACUUCCCUCAGUACCGGGGGCCUCGGCAAGAUGCCAAACACGCCCGUGAAUUCUUCCUGGAACUUUACAAGGCUUUGCACAAGGGCCACGAGAGGCCUAUGUACAAGCACUACACCUGCGCCACCGACACCAACAACGCUAAAAAUGUCUUCAACGACGUCAAGAACACCGUCUUCAUAGAGUUCAUUACCUUCAAUCCGCUUUAGCCAUGUUUUGGCCCGGAAGGUACUUUAUGUCAUGUUGACGUUUGAAGCCAGCCCAUUUAAAAAAAA
Hippocampus comes (tiger tail seahorse) is the source of this 1543-nucleotide messenger RNA. RefSeq names its product guanine nucleotide-binding protein subunit alpha-11-like. Gene Ontology annotation, biological process: adenylate cyclase-modulating G protein-coupled receptor signaling pathway; phospholipase C-activating dopamine receptor signaling pathway. The transcript has 7 exons. The coding region runs from base 407 to 1477 and encodes 356 amino acids. Gene Ontology annotation, molecular function: GTPase activity; G-protein beta/gamma-subunit complex binding; guanyl nucleotide binding. The record is from RefSeq and is a predicted model, not a curated record. NCBI's taxonomy places the organism in Eukaryota, Metazoa, Chordata, Actinopteri, Syngnathiformes, Syngnathidae. Gene Ontology annotation, cellular component: cytoplasm; heterotrimeric G-protein complex.